AUGCGCGCACCCGUCGUGGUGGUGAAUCUCUGCGGAGCUCCCGCCACUGGCAAGUCUACUCUCGCGAGUCAUUUGCGUGAUGUGCUCCGGCCGGAGGCCGAUGUGUUCUAUAUCUCGUACGACAGGAUUGAACGCGGAAGAUACGAAAGGAGUGAGCAGAAACCGCUCUGGGAGAGAGAAACUUGGAGAUGGGCGCGGAUUCACGCUAUUCACAUUCUCUCGGAUCUGUUGCAGAUUCUACGGUCCGAUGGAGAAGGAAAAAUAGCGGAGGACAUCCUUUCGUAUCCAGCAAGGAAUCGUGAAAGCAAACUAAAUGUCGUAAUCGUAGAUGACACGAUGCAUCUUCGAAGCAUGCGACAUUCCAUCAUGAAGCUGUGUCAGAUUUACCAGUGCAGCUAUGUCCCUAUCUACACAUUUUGCAGUCGAGAAAGCAUGCUUAAUCGCAACGCGGAACGUUCAAUCGAGUAUUACUGUGUCUUGAGGGUGUAA
Molecule: messenger RNA, 489 nt
Organism: Blastocystis hominis
Lineage: Eukaryota; Bigyra; Opalinata; Blastocystidae
Exons: 2
Coding region: 1-489 (162 amino acids)
Molecular function (GO): tRNA binding; kinase activity
Source: RefSeq, a predicted model, not a curated record